CCGGCGGCGGAAAACGCAGCGGAGCCGGAGCCGGGACUCGGCUGUGGCCGCUGUCCCUGUACCCGCCACGGAUAGCCGUGGCUUCAGUCUGAAGGUCGGUCCGGAGGCGGGUGGGCGCGAGGCUCCCCCGGAGUGUCCGGGUGGCAGCCUCCCCAGGCCCCCCGGGCUUCGCGAGGGAUCAUGUCUACAGCCUCCGCUGCUUCCUCCUCUUCUUCGUCUUCGGCUGGUGAGAUGAUCGAAGCCCCCUCCCAAGUCCUCAACUUUGAAGAGAUCGACUACAAGGAGAUCGAGGUGGAAGAGGUUGUUGGAAGAGGAGCCUUUGGAGUGGUUUGCAAAGCUAAGUGGAGAGCAAAAGAUGUUGCUAUUAAACAAAUAGAAAGUGAAUCUGAGAGGAAAGCUUUUAUUGUAGAGCUUCGACAGUUAUCCCGUGUGAACCAUCCUAAUAUUGUAAAGCUAUAUGGAGCCUGCUUGAAUCCCGUGUGUCUUGUGAUGGAAUAUGCUGAAGGGGGCUCUUUAUAUAAUGUGCUGCAUGGUGCUGAACCAUUGCCAUAUUACACUGCUGCCCAUGCAAUGAGUUGGUGUUUACAGUGUUCCCAAGGAGUGGCUUAUCUUCACAGCAUGCAACCCAAAGCUCUAAUUCACAGGGACCUGAAACCACCAAACUUGCUGCUGGUUGCAGGCGGGACAGUAUUAAAAAUCUGUGACUUUGGUACAGCCUGUGAUAUUCAGACUCAUAUGACCAAUAACAAGGGGAGUGCUGCUUGGAUGGCACCUGAAGUUUUUGAAGGUAGCAAUUACAGUGAAAAAUGUGAUGUCUUCAGCUGGGGUAUUAUCCUUUGGGAAGUAAUAACACGUCGGAAACCCUUUGAUGAGAUUGGUGGCCCAGCUUUCCGUAUUAUGUGGGCUGUUCAUAACGGUACUCGACCACCACUGAUCAAAAAUUUACCUAAGCCCAUUGAGAGCCUGAUGACUCGUUGUUGGUCUAAAGAUCCUUCUCAGCGCCCUUCAAUGGAGGAAAUUGUGAAAAUAAUGACUCACUUGAUGCGGUACUUUCCAGGAGCAGAUGAGCCAUUACAGUAUCCUUGUCAGUAUUCAGAUGAAGGACAGAGCAACUCUGCUACCAGUACAGGCUCGUUCAUGGACAUCGCUUCUACAAAUACCAGUAAUAAAAGUGACACUAAUAUGGAGCAAGUUCCUGCCACAAAUGAUACUAUUAAACGCUUAGAAUCAAAAUUGUUGAAAAAUCAGGCAAAGCAACAGAGUGAAUCGGGACGUUUAAGCUUGGGAGCUUCCCGUGGGAGCAGUGUGGAGAGCUUGCCCCCAACCUCUGAGGGCAAGAGGAUGAGUGCUGACAUGUCUGAAAUAGAAGCCAGGAUUGCUGCGACCACAGCCUAUUCCAAGCCUAAACGGGGCCACCGUAAAACUGCUUCAUUUGGCAACAUUCUGGAUGUCCCUGAGAUCGUCAUAUCAGGAGGAAAAAAAAACUCACCCGUAAGCAGUAGGUCAUCCAGUCCUAGCGUCAGAAUGAUCACUACCUCAGGACCAACUUCAGAAAAGCCAACUCGAAGUCAUCCAUGGACUCCUGAUGAUUCCACAGAUACCAAUGGAUCAGAUAACUCUAUCCCAAUGGCUUAUCUUACACUGGAUCACCAACUACAGCCUCUAGCACCGUGCCCAAACUCCAAAGAAUCUAUGGCAGUGUUUGAACAGCAUUGUAAAAUGGCACAAGAAUAUAUGAAAGUUCAAACAGAAAUUGCAUUGUUAUUACAGAGAAAGCAAGAACUAGUUGCAGAACUGGACCAGGAUGAAAAGGACCAGCAAAAUACAUCUCGUCUGGUACAGGAACAUAAAAAGCUUUUAGAUGAAAACAAAAGUCUUUCUACUUAUUACCAGCAAUGCAAAAAACAACUAGAGGUCAUCAGAAGUCAGCAGCAAAAACGACAAGGCACUUCAUGAUUCUCUGGGACCUUUAAAUUUUAAAAUAUGCAAAGAAAGACUUUUUUUUUUUUUUUUUUUUUAAAGCAAACAAAAGCCCUUAUAAUGACAGUUCAUGAGUGUUAGCUUUUGGGCGUGUUCUGAAUGCCAACUGCCUAUAUUUGCUGCAUUUUGUUUCAUCGUUUAUUUUCUUUUUCUCAUGGUGGACAUGCAAUUCAACUGUCUCCUUGCAUAACAUGGGGGCAUCUGUGACUUGAAUAAGCAGCAGUUCUCAACUUCAGAACAGAUGCAGUGAACCAUGGCUGUAUAUGCAUGCUCAUUGUGUGAAGGCUAGCCUAACAAAAACGGGGUAUCAAACUAGCUGCUAUGUGCAAACAUCGUCUUUUUUUCGAGGUGGAACCUCAAGAAUGAUUUUGUUCUUGUAUCUCAUCUCAAAAAACAAUUUUUUUUCCAAAAGAUGGUAUAUACCAAGUUAAAGACAGGGUAUUAUAAAUCUAGAAUAAUCAGUGGUACAUUAAUAGAAAUGCAGAACAUUUAGGGAUAGUUGCAGGUGAGGGCUCUGAUGCCAGCAUCCUUCAAUCAGUACUGAACUUAGUUCCAUCCAUAAAAUAUUGAAAGGUAAGUGGCGGCUGCUGUAUUUAAUAAAAGCAUAUUUCAUUGGACUAAAAUUUGACUAUGAUACACUGAACAAAAUGGAACCCUUUUUUUUAAGAUAAAAAGAUUUUUAAUUUUGUGAUUGCGUGUAUGUGUUGAAACUGUAAAGAUUUUAUCACUCUAAUAUUAUUAUCUCUUAAAUGAAAUUAAAAGGUAAAUGAACACGAUCCAGCUUAAAUGAUCAUUCCUUCCUGCAAUGAUUAUUGGAUUGUUUUAGUGUAUAUUUGAAAAACUAAAGAGAAAUAAUGGAAAAUGGAAAUAAUUGCUCCAGCUAAAAGGCUUGGGCUUAGAUUUCUUUUAUGAUACCAAAAGAGUAAAAAACCUGGCAAAUCAGGAGAAGUUAGUAAGGAAAUUAAAAAAGUAAAUAUAAAUUCUUCAAGUAUACUAUUUAUCAACAUUGGAAAAUUGAUUUUCCUUGCAAGCCCAUCCUAGAAUGCCUGCUGCCUUUCAACACUUUCAAGGGAAUUUCGACACUUAUAAAGAGAAAAUUUAUAUUGUUAACAAUAACUUUGCUACCAACUUACUUUGAAAAUAAAAGUAAUAAAAAAACUUCAUUGAAAUAAUAGACUAUAUAAGCUCUAUUUUUUCAGUUGGUAUUAAAAUAAAUCACAUUUUGAUACCAGUACAAGGUGUCUUUUAAACAAGGAUGUCAUCAACCUCAUUUUUUAUAGCAUUAAUGUUUUAUGAAGAGAAAAUUAAAAAUGAAAGCAUAAUUGCUGUGAUUAUUAGAAUUAUAUCAUGAUUGUAUUGUAGUUUUGCUCUGUUUCAGAUAAGCAAGUUGAUCUAAGAAGUUAUCAAAACUAUUCUUAAAAAUGCUAAAGCAGGUAACUUUUUCUUCUGUUAUUUUUUUCCUCCUCCCACUGAGUUUUAUAAUGUAUUCCUGUGUAUACAAGCAAUAAAGGUAAAAGACAGUUUGUACUAAACUGUGUCAUUUUUAGCUUCCUCAGAAUCUAUUAUUAGAAAGUUUUCAGUAAAUAAAUGUCUACCAUUACUUUAUUUAAAUAAAAGAAGGGCUAUCAUUCCCAAAUAAUUUGAUUACAUAAUUGGAAGUAUACUGGUCUCAACACAUCAGUAGUAAAAUAAAAUUGGCAUAAAAAAUAACUGUAGACUAAGGAAAGGUAUAACUCAUUCAUAACAUUGCUGCUUGUGAUAUGUAUGUGUCACUCCACUAAAAGGGACCUAGUCACUGUUCAUAGACUUUUCUGAUUAUCUCAGAGCAUGAGAUAUUCAAGUGUGGAUGCUAAUGCUCGACCUUUCCAUUAGGAUUUAAUUUAACAUUAUAGAUUUCAGAUUUUAUUCCUAGUCAUUAACGUGUUUUUGGUAUGUAUUACAUACUUAAAGGGAAAAUAUUAUUAUUACAUGUAAUCACUUCAUAAAAAUCUCCAGUAGGAAAAUGGAAGAAAAUAGUAGUGUUAAGUCAUGGUGCCAAGUGCAAAAAAAGGCUGUUGAGCACUUGCUGGUUUGUUUACAGUAAGUUCCUGGGGAUUCUCAUACUGUAUCCUAGACACUGAGUGUACUUCAGCCUACCUGGUUUUAAAGUAGUUGUGUUGCAAAGCUCAUACUUUUUAAGUCCUGAUUAUCCUUAAUGGGAGAAAAGGGCAGCAGGGAUAAUUAAAAUCCACAGCCAGUUUUAUCCAGCAUCCUCACCCAUCAAACCUUCAAACAGAUUUUAACAGGGAGCCAAAUUUUUCAUUUGUAAAAAAGUUUUACUUUUUAUUCUAACCCUCAUUUUUGGGUAGAAAUGGUGAACCAGACAAACAAGUGGAAUAAAGGCCCUCAUGUAAGAAAUUCACAAACAAUCCCUAAUUACAUUUCAUUUUUUCCUCGAGGGAAAGAUAAAGUCUAGAGAGAGACACUCCUUAGCAUUAAAAAUAACUUUUUUUGAAUCAAAUGAAAAUCAUUUAACAUUACUUUAUAGGAUUACCGCCUGUUGAAGAUAUUUGCUUAAAAGUUGUUUACAAAUGUUUGACUCUUUUACUCAACCAUUUUAGAGUAUUUAAUGUGUUUUUUCCUCCCAAGUUUCUUCCGUGUUCCUAGUUUCAGCUCCUGCUUGUAGCCAGAUAUCACAGGCCUUGCCUGUGAAACACUUUUCUUUCUGUAAGUGUGUGGUUUUCAGCAGUCAGCUCCUCUCUUCAAAUGGUAGGAAGUUCUACUUCUGUCAUUCGGAACAUUUUAUGUAAAACAAUGUAAUGCAGAAAUCCUUGUGCAUACUGUAUACUUGAAGGAAGCUUUUUAGAUUUAUUUUUGUUUGUAAUAAAAUUCAGAUUGUUAUUCUAAA
Messenger RNA from Leptonychotes weddellii (Weddell seal), 4867 nucleotides. The record is from RefSeq and is a predicted model, not a curated record. NCBI's taxonomy places the organism in Eukaryota, Metazoa, Chordata, Mammalia, Carnivora, Phocidae.